UAUGCACAUAAUCGUACCUUUUCUUUGGGGGGAUAUUUCAUUCGCGCAUGCUUUGAGAAACAGCUGCUAAUCCCGGCCAUUUCCCGUCCGCAUUCCCGAGAUCCCCGAAGCGUUCCCGGGAUUGGCGCUCAGCCGCCAAAUCAAGCUUUCUGUGCCUCAGGUGAGGGGCUGGGCAUUCGUCCCAGCUUCGCAAACGCAUAA
Messenger RNA from Bipolaris victoriae FI3, 201 nucleotides. RefSeq lists its product as hypothetical. The record is from RefSeq and is a predicted model, not a curated record. The annotation marks the transcript as partial. NCBI's taxonomy places the organism in Eukaryota, Fungi, Ascomycota, Dothideomycetes, Pleosporales, Pleosporaceae. The transcript has a single exon.